This is a messenger RNA of Trichoderma harzianum CBS 226.95, 1815 nucleotides long. RefSeq lists its product as hypothetical. Gene Ontology annotation, molecular function: RNA binding; pseudouridine synthase activity. The record is from RefSeq and is a predicted model, not a curated record. Gene Ontology annotation, cellular component: nucleus. The coding region runs from base 1 to 1815 and encodes 604 amino acids. Lineage: Eukaryota; Fungi; Ascomycota; Sordariomycetes; Hypocreales; Hypocreaceae. The transcript has 3 exons. Gene Ontology annotation, biological process: tRNA pseudouridine synthesis; mRNA pseudouridine synthesis.
AUGGCGGCCGCUGACGAGGCUCCUGUCGCUAGUGGUGCGCCCACGACCGAGCGCAACGAUGCAAAGCCUUCAGGCGACAACCAGAAUAAGAAACCUGACAACGGCCGUGGAAACAAGGGAAAGAAAGGCGAUAGAGGCCGCGGAGAAUGGAGCCGCACAAAGGUAGACAAGCGGAAGCGCAAUGACGAGUAUCGCGAGUUCAAGCGCCGCAAGAUUAGCGACAUUGACAACCCCAAGGCGAAUCCCUUCUCUAAGGAAGAGAUUGAGGCCGAGAGCCGUCGACCGAAGCGCAAGGUUGCCGUCAUGAUUGGAUAUGCUGGCACGGGCUACAAGGGCAUGCAGCUCAAUGGCGAAGAGGAGACGAUUGAGCGUGACCUCUUCCGGGCCUUUAUCAAGGCUGGCGCCAUCUCAAAGGCCAACGCAGACGACCCGCGAAAGUCGAGUCUGGCCCGUUGCGCUCGCACUGACAAGGGCGUGCAUGCCGCAGGCAACGUCAUCAGUCUGAAGCUGAUUAUCGAGGAGGAUGACAUUGUCGACAAGAUCAACGAGGCUCUCCCGGCUCAGAUCCGAGUCUGGGGUAUCCAGAGAACCAACAACAGCUACAACUGCUACCAAUACUGCGACUCGCGGUGGUACGAAUAUCUCAUGCCCAGCUACUGUCUUCUCCCCCCACACCCGCAGAGCUUCUUGGGCAAGAAGCUGGUUGAGAUCAACAAGGAGUACGGCGCCGAAGAGGAAACGAACGCACGACUGGCCGAUGUCAAGAACUUCUGGGAAGAAGUGGAUGAGAAGGAGAUUAAGCCAAUAUUGGCCCGACUAGACCCAGAGACUAGAGCCGCUGUUUUGGAAAGCCUGCACUCCGAACAAGCCUCAGGAGAGGCGGAGACAGAUGAUGCCAAGAAGGCCGACAACGGAGAGCCUGCUGAGCCUGCUGCUCAGCAAGAGACAGCCAAAGAAGAGGAAGACUAUGUCAUGGUCGACAAGGAUCAGCCGUCUGCAGAAAAUGCCGAACCUGCCGCUGCCAGCGAAGAUGCCGCUGCCCAAAAGCCGACAGUCGUUCUCGAGACGGUCCAGCCCAAGCGCCGCGAGUUGGGACCCGUGGACUUUGCCCUGCGCGACAUCAAGGCGGCGUACAUUGGCGCCAAGCGUGCGUAUCGCGUGUCGCCUGAACGCAUCCAGAGACUGCAGGAGGCCCUCAACAAGUACGAGGGAACCAACAACUUCCACAACUACACCGUCCAGAAGUCGCAUGGCGACCCGUCAUCGAAGCGACACAUCCGGUCGUUUGUUGUGAACCCCAAGCCCAUCAUCAUCGGCGACACCGAGUGGCUCUCGCUCAAGGUCCACGGACAGAGCUUCAUGAUGCACCAGAUCCGCAAGAUGGUUGGUCUGGUGACUCUGAUGGUGCGGUGCGGAACCUCGCUGGACCGCAUCACGGAGAGCUACGGCCCCAAGAAGAUGGCCAUUCCUAAGAUGCCCGGUCUGGGAUUGCUUCUGGAGCGGCCCGUGUUUGAAAACUACAACAAGAGAGCAAAGGAGACGCUCGGACGGGAGGACAUUGACUUUGACAAGUACAAUGAGAAGCUCGAGGCGUUUAAGCAGGAGCAGAUUUACUCGCGCAUCUUUGGCGUCGAGGAAAAGGAGAAUUCAUUCCACAGCUUCUUCACGCAGAUUGAUCAGUUCAGAUCGAACCACUUCCUGUGGCUGACUGCCGGAGGCAUGAACGUGGCGACAAUUGACAAGUCGGGUGGAAAGGACGUUGACAAGCAGCUGGGUGACGAGGACGAGGAGGAUCCUGAAGGUGGAGAGGGUUAA